Messenger RNA from Drechmeria coniospora, 2388 nucleotides. RefSeq lists its product as uncharacterized. Bases 1 to 2388 code for a protein of 795 amino acids. The record is from RefSeq and is a predicted model, not a curated record. NCBI's taxonomy places the organism in Eukaryota, Fungi, Ascomycota, Sordariomycetes, Hypocreales, Ophiocordycipitaceae. The transcript is spliced from 2 exons.
AUGUAUUCCCAAGCGUCCUACCUUCUUCUCCUAUUAUAUGGAUGCACCAAUCUUGCUAUGGCGGUUCCGCCAAAAAGGAAGGAUGUUGUUGAUCUUCCCGUUGAAGUUGGCUCCCCGCCUUCUCCCGAAUAUGCCCUCAUGCUUCCCGGAAAUCAAAACUUCAGGCGCCUUUUCGAACAUGAUCCCCCUCAAUACAGUCAAGACCUUUGGCUCGUUGUUCCUCAAACUAUGGAUGUAAUUCAUACCCAGGGAGGUGUUCUACCUCAAGGCACAACGGAAACAAGCAUUUAUCAACAUAUGCAUGGAAAUACAAAUAGCGUCUAUGUUACGGCAUAUGAAUCUAUCCAUGCGGCUCGAAUGGCAUACGCUAGCGUUGCAGGAACUGGCGUUGCAGGAACUCUACUCUGCAUCAAUCAAGCGGAAAAUACCAUCGAACUAGCAGGAUCGCUUCCUCCUGAAGAAUUGCGGGAUAACAUACGGCGGGUUACUGGAGAUCCUCGUCCAGAUAGUGAAAUAAAAUUCGUCAAAAAUAAGAACUACGACUCGCACUACUACAAAAAUCAACAUCAACGCUACUACAGUACCGCGCGUCCGCGCCUAGCCGGUCUUCCACUCAACCAUCCAGAAUUUGCCAACGUUCAAUCCGGGUUCUCUAAUGAAUUAGAGUGCGAUAAAGAGGCUCGUGCGUUUAUGGAUAUAAUCGCAGAAGCUGUCGGGUGGCGGAAGGAGUGGCCGUUGGUUCUGCCCCCUGGGGAAGCUGCUGUUGCUACCGAAGCUAUCAAUCGUGCCAGUAAUCUGGUAACCACCUGCAAAAAAUGGACAUUAUGGGCUGAAGGAGAAGAAAACUUGGCAAUAAUCCGCGGAACAUUAUCAGAAGCUAACUAUCAUUUGUCCACCAUCAGCUCCAAUGUAGCCAAGCUUGGCCAAAUUAUCCGACAUUCUGGUUCUCUCCCUCGUUCUACAUUCAAUUCACCGUGGUGGCAUUUUAUCCACUCUUCAAAGGAUGUCGCUGAUAUCCAAGCGAAAGCUUUCUUGGUCGAGGCUGCCCAGCUUAACCAGAAAAUUUCAACCUAUUGCAGGAAUAUAGCAACAAGCGACCCAUUGGAUAGUACGCUUAUAAAAGAGUUAAAGGAUACUGCUGCUCGAAUAGAAGAUAUAGAGAAAAGGAUGCGAAUAAAGCUAAAAGCGAACGAAAAGCGACGAUCGGAAAUUAUCGAGGCCAAAAAGGCAGGGGUAGGAUCAACACAAUUUCUGGAUAUAAAACCCAACGUCUGGCUAGGAAUACGAUAUGAGAAAAAGAGUGAAGCAAUCGAACGGGACAUACACUUACUAGACGAAUUAAUACUCCUCCAGACGCCCUAUUACAAGGACCUUAUAGGUAUAGUUAGUUCUGCUAAUAAAGCUGUGUUUGAGCUAGAGGCGAAGAACCAGGAAAGGACAAAAAUGAAGCAGAAAACGAAGGAUAUAAUAGAAAACGAGAAAGCAGAAGCAGAAGAGGAAAUAGGAACCAUCCUAAAGGACGUAUUAGAGGCUGAAAAGAGAAAGAAUACUGCAUUAGAGCAGGCACAAAUAAUCAAGGACAACCCAAACCUCAGCACUUGGUUUAGGGAAACUCUUUCGAAUUUAGGAAAAUGGGUAUCUAACAAGCUAGGUGAUGCAGAUACAGCGAUUGCAUUGGCCGGUACAGCGACAGCAGGUGCCGGUGUUGGUGGUAAGGUUGCUGCAGGUGCCCUAAAGGCUAGUGCAGGCGUGGGAAGUUCGACAUCCAGGCUUGGAAGCACUGCAGCCAAGAAUAUUAAAACCAUGGAGAAUGUGGAAAUAGGCAAUACAGCUAAGGCCAAGGGCAAUAGCCAGGUAACUGCCGAAUCCGAGCAAGUCAAUAUUGGUAAUUUGGAGAGCUUGCUUGAUAGUUCGGCCGUCAAUAGUCCGGUCGGAAAUACUCCAGUCGGUGGUUUGUUCAAUGAUGUAUUCGAGACGAUCGAAGCUGGGCCGAUAUCCGACGCGCUCCUCGAGCAACUGCAAAACCUACCAGUGGCAAGUGGAAACCCAGCGCUACAGGCGGAAAGUUCAAGCCUAGCCCAGUCGAUGUCAGGAAGCCUAGCCAAUGCGGCGCGGGGAGGAGGAAGGACCCUGGUGCAGACGGCCAGGGCUACGCCGUCGAAGAUCAAAGCUAAACUGCCUGGCAACAAAUACGAACGGUUAGCUGAGAAGCGUCGACGUAGCAUCGUCAGGCGGGACAAUGGUCAAACUGGCAAUCAAGAGUUGCAAAAUAUGCUUGAUCAUGAUUCGGCUGCUCUAGCUAUACGAGCCGUAACAAGGGCCAUGUUGGUCGGCAUUCAACUUGCUUCGGAGAAAAUGGGAUCAACUGUUUCUUCAACUGCAAACUAG